Molecule: messenger RNA, 3630 nt
Organism: Calypte anna (Anna's hummingbird)
Lineage: Eukaryota; Metazoa; Chordata; Aves; Apodiformes; Trochilidae
Gene: TLR4
Product: toll like receptor 4
Exons: 3
Coding region: 53-2587 (844 amino acids)
Biological process (GO): immune response; inflammatory response; defense response to Gram-negative bacterium
Cellular component (GO): membrane
Molecular function (GO): transmembrane signaling receptor activity; lipopolysaccharide immune receptor activity; lipopolysaccharide binding
Source: RefSeq, a predicted model, not a curated record
GUCCUUGGGUUAUACCCAUGCUGCUUUCUCCUGCAUACUCGGUCUCCUGAAGAUGCCCAGGAGAGGAGAUCUUCCUCUGGGGCCACUCGUGGUAUUGCUGCUGCUGCUGCCAUUUGUCCCAUGGCAGCUGGCAGGCUGCCUUCUCAGUCCCUGUUUGGAGGUCAUCCCUAACAGAACUUUCAGAUGCAUGGGACUGAAUGUCUCGGGAGUUCCUGCUGAAGUCCCAGCUACUGCCCAGAACUUGGAUCUCAGUUUCAGCAAUCUGAGAUCACUGGGGCCAAAUUAUUUUUCAUCAGUCCCUGAACUGCAGCUUUUGGACCUUACAAGGUGCCACCUCCAUACAAUAGAACAUAACUCUUUUAAAGAUCUUCAUAAACUUUCCACUUUGAUUUUAACUGCAAAUCCCCUUCAGUAUCUGGGGACAGCAGCCUUCUAUGGCUUAACAUCACUGAAAAAACUGGUGUUGGUGGAAACCAGCUUAACCUCUCUGACUGACCUACCCAUUGGACACUUGCAUGCCCUGCAGGAGCUGAAUUUGGGCCACAACAACAUUGCUUCUUUGAAGCUUCCCAAGUAUUUCACCAACAUGACCUCUCUCAGGUACCUGAGCUUUUCCUCCAAUAAAAUCACCUAUAUCUCCAAAGGAGACCUUGAUGCCCUGAGGGAAGUGAACAGGCUCAACCUCACACUGGUGCUUUCCUUGAAUGAUAUUAAAUACAUAGAGCCGGGGUCCUUUGCAAAGAUUCUCCUUGGUGAAUUGGUUCUAAGGUCCUCUUUUGAGACCUUCGAUAUGAUGCACACUUCUCUUCAAGGCCUGACUGGUUUACAGGUCAACAGACUAAUAGUUGGAGAAUUCAGCAACAGUCAGAGACUGAAAGACUUCCAGAGUGGACUCUUGAGUGGCCUGUGUCAGGUACAAAUGCAGGAAUUUGUCUUGAUUUGUUUCAGAAAAUUUAGGAAUAACACAGAUACUCUUUUUAACUGCAUAGCCAAUGUCUCCAGUAUUCGUUUGGUGGACCUCUAUCUUGAAGAGGUGUCAGAGGUUCCCAUGUUCUCUCAAGUCAAACAUUUGGAAUGUAAGAGAUGCUCUUUUCAGGAAGUGCCUGCCAUGAAGCUGUCUCUCUUCAAGGAGCUCAGAGUGCUUCGUAUUACUGAGAGCAAACGACUCAAUGGCUUCCGACAGAAAUUUAGGAGUCUGAGUAACCUGGAGGUCAUAGAUUUGAGUGAGAAUCGCCUCUCCUUCAGUAGCUGCUGCUCCCCUCAGUUCCUCAGCUGUCCAAAUUUGAAACACUUGAACCUAAGCUUCAAUUCUGACAUCAGGCUGACUGGAGAUUUCACUAAUGUCAGGAAUUUGCUGUAUUUGGACUUUCAGCACACAAAGUUAUUUGGUCCUGGCUCCUACCCUGUCUUUCUAUCCCUUCAGAAACUCAUUUACCUUGAUAUUUCCUAUACCAGAACUCACGUUAGAUCCCAGUGUACAUUUUGUGGCUUGAACUCUUUGCAGGUGCUGAAGAUGGCAGGAAACUCCUUUGAGAACAAUAAAUUGGCCAACAACUUCAAAAACCUAAGUCACCUCCACACCCUGGAUAUUUCAAGUUGCAAAUUAGUGCAGGUGGAUCAAAGUACGUUUGAUGCCCUCUCUGAACUAAAAGAGCUAAACAUCAGCAACAAUAAGCUACUGAGCUUUGAUCCUGUGGUCUACAAACCUCUCCAAGCUCUCACAACCCUGGAUUUCAGCAACAACCAGCUGAGUGUUCUGUUGGACUCAACCUUAGAAAUCUUGCCCGGCAGUCUGGUACUGUUAGACAUCUCUCAAAACCUGUUUGACUGUUCUUGCAUACACCUGAACUUUCUGAAAUGGAUCAAAGAAAAGCAGGAGCUACUGCAGAACAAGGAGCUGAUGAUGUGCCACACACCCACAGAUGUGAAAAACGUGAGCCUGUCAAGCUUUGAUCUGUCCUCCUGCAAACUCAGUGCAAGCACAGUGACAGUCUCAGUAAUCACGUUGCUUGCUGCAGUGGUGUUCCUCUUCCUGAUCUACAAGUACUACUUCCAGCUAUACUACUCACUGGUGCUGCUUAGUGGGUGUAAAAACUCUGCAGAAAGGGGUGACACUUAUGAUGCAUUUGUUAUCCACUCCAGCAAAGACCAAGAAUGGGUGAUCAGAGAGUUGGUGGAGCCUUUAGAAGGAGGGACACCUCCCUUCCAGCUUUGUCUUUACUACAGGGAUUUCCUUCCAGGGGUACCCGUUGUCACCAAUAUCAUCCAAGAAGGUUUUCUGAGUAGCAGAAACGUCAUAGCAGUCAUCUCUACUGACUUUCUGGAGAGCAAAUGGUGCAGCUUUGAGUUUGACAUUGCCCAGUCCUGGCAGCUUGUUGAAGGCAAGGCUGGAAUCAUCAUGAUUGUGCUAGAAGAAGUGAAUAAAACCUUGCUGAGACAGAGGCUGGGGCUGUUCCGAUACCUGAGGAGGAACACCUAUCUGGAGUGGAAAAAGCAGGAAAUAAGCAGGCACAUCUUCUGGAGACAGCUGAUAGGAGUCCUACUGGAGGGCAAAAAAUGGAAUCAAGAGGAUGCAAAGCUCAUGUGAGAGAAAACAGAGAUCACUUCUGUCCUGUCUCCUAUCCUGGCCUUGGCUGAUGGCUGGUGCUCCAAAGCUGGUUCUUCCCUGGCUGUUCAGAGUUGAAGGAAGUGGAUAGAAGCACUUUAGAAGCACUACAGAAAUACCUGCCUUCCUGGUCACCCUUUCUCAAGGAGACUUGCAAGCUAAGGAGUGACAACAGCUAGGAGAGCUUCACAUACCUGAGAGCUCCAUGUUUGUAGCUGUCAACCAAAGCUGGUCCAGCAAUCCACACAAGUCUGGUGGGCUGGUGAUUAAAUGAGCUGCUCUUAUCAUCAUUUGAUUGCCUCUGAAACUGGGCUUGUGUCCUAGGGCCAUUUACCCAGUGAAACUUUGGGUUCUGUUGAUCUGAGUGGACCCCAGGGUCUUCAAGGGAGAGCGAAGGCACAGGAUUCUUGGCUCUAAAAAUGGUUAGAAAUAGAAACAAGACUUGGACCCUGGAAGUUUUGAGUCUUCCCCCUUAGGCACCAUGACUGAGGGGAAGAACCCUGCAGAGGGAAAUGGGGAAUCCUACAGCCUCAGAGCAGCUGCUCAGUGAAGCUGAGCAGUUAUAGCAUCAGUGAGGUGGAAGGUUGAUGUUGGUGGGAAAUUUCCCCAACUGGUUUAUUUCAAUUUUCUUUGGACUAAGACCAAAUAUUGAACCCCCCAAAUAUUUCCAUCACCUGGAACUCUUACUUAAAUCCAAAUUAUGCAACAUUUGAGAGAGUGGUAUGAAGUUUUCUUGAGGUAUCCAAAGAUCAGUGGAACCAGAAGAUGCUGCAGAAAUGCUUGGUGUCUUUAGAAUCAAGGUACUUCUUUGCUCCAGCAACAACUUCUCAUCCAAUUGUUUUGGAUAUGCUGUGUGGGAAUUACUAUUUUAAGCAAGGUUGACCCUGAGUGAAGUGUUUUCAAGUUUACAGUGAGACAACUCUACAAUAAGCUUUCUUACUAUGAGAUCCAUCUGGGCCUAGCUAUGAGGCUGAGUCCCUCUUAGAAUCAAAGAAUAGAAUCAUAGAAUCAUUAAGUUUGAAAAA